Messenger RNA from Ipomoea nil (Japanese morning glory), 1638 nucleotides. RefSeq lists its product as uncharacterized. Bases 1 to 1638 code for a protein of 545 amino acids. Gene Ontology annotation, molecular function: DNA helicase activity. The transcript is spliced from 3 exons. Gene Ontology annotation, biological process: telomere maintenance; DNA repair. NCBI's taxonomy places the organism in Eukaryota, Viridiplantae, Streptophyta, Magnoliopsida, Solanales, Convolvulaceae. The record is from RefSeq and is a predicted model, not a curated record.
AUGCCUACCAAAUUUGUGUGGAAAAAGGACAUCCGUGAAUGGCAUCCAAGAAAGAAGGGUUCCUCAAUUUGUCGAAUAUUCUAUGUACCACCAGCUUCAGGUGAAAUAUAUUAUUUGAGGUGUCUAUUGAACAUAGUCCGUGGUCCAAAAAGUUUCAAAGAUAUUAGGACAGUUAACGGUGUUGAGUACUUGACCUUUAGAGAUGCGUGUUAUGCUCAUGGAUUGCUAGACGAUGAUAAAGAGUACAUUGAUGCUAUAAAUGAAACAAGCUACUGGUCAACUGCGCAUUCACUGAGGAAGCUAUUUGUUGUUUUACUAACAUCAUCCUCAAUUAUUAGACCCGAAAAUGUUUGGAAUCAAGUGUGGCAACAUUUGUCUGAAGAUGCUCAACACUAUCAAAGAAGAAUAUUAAAACAACAAGAUUUGGUCCUAACAGAUGAAGAGAAAAAGAACUUUGCAUUAUUGGAAUUGGAAAACCUUUUGGGGCAACAAAACAAGUCUUUAAAAGACUACCCUCUGAUGCCAAUACCAAGUACUGAUAAUUCAAGGUUGUUUCAAAAUCGUUUGCUUUUUGAAGAGUUGUGUUACAAUUCGGAACAAUUGAAGAAAGAUUCUGAAGUGAUGUGUGCCAAACUAACUGAAGAACAGAGUCUCAUUUAUGAUACUGUUAUCCAAGAUAUUGCAAGCAAUAAAGGUGGCUUAUUUUUUGUUUAUGGAUACGGUCGAACAGGAAAGACUUUCUUGUGGAGAGCGUUGUCAGCUGCAGUCCGAUGCGAAGACUCUACCUGUAACAUUAAACAAGGUAGCGACUUGGCUGAAUUGUUGAUAAAGACGAGUUUGAUAAUUUGGGAUGAAGCUCCCAUGAUGCACAAACAUUUCUUUGAAGCGUUAGAUCGAAAUAUGCGGGAUUUGUUGCGUUUUGUAGACCCUCAUAGUGAAAUGAAAACGUUUGGUGGUAAAACAGUUAUUUUGGGUGGAGAUUUCCGCCAAAUUCUUCCAGUAGUUCCAAAAUAUACACGGCAAGAUAUUGUUUCUUCAAACAUAAAUUCAUCAUAUCUAUGGGAUAGUUGCAAAGUUUUAAGGUUGACUAAAAACCUCAGGCUAAGUUCGGUACCCAUCGGUGGGAACCGGCAGGCAUUAGAAGAGUUUGCUAACUGGAUUGCCAAUAUCGGCGAUGGAAAGCUGGGUGGGCGGAAUGAUGGGUUCGCAGAGGUUGAAAUACCAAAGCACAUGUUACUAUCAUCCGGAGGGGACGAUAUUAAAACAAUUGUGCACAGUACAUUUCCUAUGUUUGCAAAUGGAAACACUGACCCCGAGCAUCUGAUAGGUCGUGCUAUAUUAGCACCAACGCUCGACGUGGUCAACGCAGUUAAUGACUAUAUGACUGAGUUGCAUAACGCCGAAAGAAGGUCAUACUAUAGUUCAGACGCAGUAUGCAAAGCCGAUGGAGACAACGGUAUAUUUGGAGAUGUACACACACCGGAAUUUCUAAACAGCAUUCGGAUUUCAGGUCUACCAAAUCAUACACUGACUUUGAAAAUCGGUUCACCAGUAAUGUUAAUGAGAAAUAUUGACCAUUCCCUUGGUUUGUGCAAUGGAACUCGGUUGAUAAUCACAAAGCUAGCAGACUGGUCCUAA